AAUAUAAUAAGCCACGAGGUGACAAAAAGGAAGUAGAAAAAAAGGGUGUGGCCAACCAACGGUUUGCUUUUACAACAUUAGGAAGUUGAACGCUGAGACCUAAGACUGAUGCAUAACAUUUUCAGCAUGGCAACUAAGAGAGUUUGUGCAGGAAGUGCAAUAUUACUGGUCCUCUUCUCCUUCAGAGCAUAUGCUGGUGGAAAUGAUUCAUUCACGCCGAAUGUUCAGUAUUCUUCACCACCUUCAGUCACCACAAGGCCGAAUUUAAAUGAAACAGAAGAGUCAAUGACCAAUGUCAGUGUCGAAACAACACAAGAAAUGACAACUGACUUGAGCAACCAUGAAAGCGAGUUCAAUGGUAGUCUGGAAACAACACAAGAGAUGACAACUGACUUGGACAACCAUGAAAACAAGAUCAAUGGCAGUAUGAAUACAACACAAGCUCCGCUGACCAACAAGUCUAAGAUGACCAGCCUCGAUUCAAAACACCACAAUUCUAACAAACCUAAUUUAACGGACAGUGAAUGGGAAAAACAUGAUGAGUCCUUCAAAUAUGACUAUACCUCUUUAAGGCAGGCAGGGCUGACUAUAGCUGCUGUGCUUUUCCUGUUGGGGAUCAUGGUGAUUUCAUGUGGCAAAAUCAGAUGUAGCCGCCGUUGUCAAAUGAGCAAAGGAAGAUCAUAUGACUUGACCAGAAUGUAAAUCAGACCAAAAAAGCCAAGCAGCAGAAUGGAACACCCAUCCAGUCAGACCUGUGUGUGUGUGUUUGUGUGUGUUUGCGUGUGUGUGUGUGUGUGUGUGUGUGUGUGUGUGUGUGUGCAUACCUGUAUGUGUGUGGGUGUGUUUUUUUUUUUUUUUUUUUAUAAUAAUAAUGAUAAUAAUAAUAUGAUACGAUGGAGAGGUUUUCCCCAGUGCUCAAGCUUUUCCGUGUGUACCUAUGCAUAUAUUUGUAUAUUUGCACAAAGUAAACACGACCUCCUUGUUUGUAACAAAAGAAGUGGAGAGGAAUAAGGACAUGUCCUGUCCUGUCAUGCUGUACCAAAGGGCAUCUCCCUUCCAGACAAACCACACACACCUCUGACUAACACAUCUGACACACAUCUCUAAAUGUCUGACUCUGACUGCUCCCUGUUUUCACACUUUUUUUUACACUGCUCCAUGACUGUGUUGCCUUCCAUAACACACUGACUUUAUUUCAUUUAAUAGAAUGGAGAGAUAGGAAUGGGUAAAAGGGGGCUAUUGUAGCUCAAAAGUGCCAUCAAGAGGCCUAAAAUCAGUUUGAGCACAAAACCAACAAUUUUGAAGUGUAGAAGAAGGAAAUAAAGCUAUUUUCUAUGGAUGAGGUCAUAA
Clarias gariepinus (North African catfish) is the source of this 1350-nucleotide messenger RNA. RefSeq names its product FXYD domain containing ion transport regulator 5 (gene fxyd5). Gene Ontology annotation, cellular component: membrane. The record is from RefSeq and is a predicted model, not a curated record. NCBI's taxonomy places the organism in Eukaryota, Metazoa, Chordata, Actinopteri, Siluriformes, Clariidae. Gene Ontology annotation, biological process: regulation of sodium ion transmembrane transporter activity. The transcript is spliced from 11 exons. The coding region runs from base 109 to 702 and encodes 197 amino acids. Gene Ontology annotation, molecular function: sodium channel regulator activity.